UUGCAGCUUCUCUUCAGCGGAUGAUAGAUAGUGCGGGUUCUGAGUUUAGUAUGUGUUGACAUGUAAGAACUGUAGCUGAGUUGGAGUGCGAGGGAAGCAACAAGAAGCCACAGUAGCAGCAGUUUUUAAGCGAGUCUUAAGUGUGAUGAUGGCGUACCAGUAAAUAUUUAGCGACGGUUUGUAAACGGGACUGAACUCACUUAAACGCGAAAUACAUUUACGAAACUGACAUUUCGUCCGAGUAAUUCUAGCAACCAAAAUAUGCGAUCUUGAUACGAAUGAUUUCGAUUACAUAUUCUCAUUUAGUACAGUUUUCAGCUCAUGGGGUACGUUUCUUUUAACAUAUUCUGUCAAUGAAGAAAAAAAUCCCCAAGAAUGGGGUAUCUAUAUAAAAUAAGAUGUGACGUGUACUCCAGCAGAAGUUAGAAUAACCGAAGUGAAUUCCAAUACAACCUAUUACUUUUGAAAACCCAUACAGUGUCUGUGAUUCGGGAAUAUAAUCGCAACAUUAACAACGUUAAAAAAAAAAAAAGAUAUUUUGAAAUAAUUAAAAGUUUGUUAAAGCUUGUUCUGUAAUUUAUAGUCUGUGUAAAGGACGAAUAGAUGUCUUUACGCAGUGAUUAAUUAUCUCGACUUUCUUUUGAUAAUCUGGUUUUGAUACAUUUUAAUAAAAAAAAAAAUAAUAAGUGAGAGAAAAAAUAAAAUAAAGGUAAAACGUGGUUAAACUACUUAAGUCAUGGCUCGUGAAUUUCUAGAGCACUUUUAUUUUCGAGGAAUAGACGGUGCAGUAGAGAAUUCGGGAGGUGGGACGGGCACUGGAUACUGCGGCGGUCCAACGGGAGCAACGACUCCAGACGAAAAUGAUACGUACAACAAUAAUCAUUUUCAAAACCAGUUGACAAGAUCCCUGAAUCCAGUGAGCACGGGCAGCAACGAGAAUAACAACACAUCGACAGACAUGGUGGACGCCAUGAAAAAGAAGUGGGUACGCUUACAGGCCAAUAUUGAUAAUAUGUUCCAGGGUUUUGGCUUCUCGCAGCCGUUCAACAGGCGCAGAGAAGGAGCAGUGGUGGCGGGCGGAGGAGAAGGUCGCUGCGGAGUGGGAGGCAGCCUGACGCCAAAUGAGAAGAGACGGAACGACAACCUUCAUCUUCAUCACAGUAACAACCAUCGUCGCCACAGCCACUGGGCUGAACACGACGACACUCACCUAAACUCAUCCAAUUCCGAUGCCGUGGUUGUUUAUCAAGAACAGAUUGAAAUGGCUCUGCUGAGUCAAGGAGAAUUACGACUCGGAGUUGGACAUGAUUUCGUCUUGGAGUUGCGAUCUAAUCCGACUUGGUGCGACAAAUGCGGAGACUUCAUCUGGGGAGCCUACAAACAGUGCCUCAAGUGCAAACGUAAGUCAAUAUUUAUGAAGAUUUUUCGGGUAAGGUUGAAAUCUUAUGAUCCAGGGCAUUUUUCAUGAAUGUUGAGAAUAGAUUUUAGUGAGGUGCUAUUGCAGAGCACUCAUUUGUAAACAGUUGUAAGUCAUUGGCCUGCAAAAUUUAAAACUGUUAGAGCAGUGGCUGAGCCUAAACUUCUGGCCCUGCGUUCAGGGUUGAAGGCUUUUGCUAACAGUAAUUUCUGUAAGUACACAUAACAUCCUGUUUGUA
Messenger RNA from Octopus sinensis (East Asian common octopus), 1655 nucleotides. RefSeq lists its product as uncharacterized. The record is from RefSeq and is a predicted model, not a curated record. The transcript is spliced from 3 exons. Bases 737 to 1468 code for a protein of 243 amino acids. NCBI's taxonomy places the organism in Eukaryota, Metazoa, Mollusca, Cephalopoda, Octopoda, Octopodidae.